GUAGGGGAGCCCAGCCCAGCCCGGCCCGGCCCUGGCUGAGCCGCCGCGCAUCCCCCGCAGCGCGUGUAUCACCCCGACUACAACAACGAGCUCACGCAGUUCCUGCCCCGCAUCAUCGUGCUCAAGAAGCCGCCCGGGGCGCAGCUGGGCUUCAACAUCCGGGGAGGAAAAGCCUCGCAGUUAGGAAUCUUCAUCUCCAAGGUGAUUCCCAACUCGGAUGCUCACAGGGCCGGGCUGCAGGAGGGGGACCAGGUGCUCUCAGUGAAUGAUGUGGAUUUCCAGGACAUUGAACACAGCAAGGCAGUGGAGAUCCUGAAGACAGCACAGGAGUUUAUGAUGUAUGUCCAGUACUUCCCCUACAGAAACACGAUAUCAAAGUUUGGAAGAUGGCCAAAAGAACAAAAGAGCAUGCGCAAGGAGACGAGGUGAAAAGUUCAGCUCAGAGGAUGACUAUGUGCUUCAUCCCCAAAGACCCCCGACGACCACCAGAGUGAUCAAUAAGGAGCAGUGCGCAGCCGCAGAUAGCCGUGGAACUAAUUUUAAUACGAAGCGGGGACAGGCGGGGUUAGGAAAUAAAUAUGUAUUAGGCGUAUCGUAUAACCCGAGUUUGUAGAGAUAAAAAGGGAGAAACAAAGCUCCCAGGGGUGCAUGUCUUUGAGGAGUUAUCCCCAUGCACCUCAGCGCUGAAUAAAUUCAUACCUACUCUCAGAACCACUCUGUGAGUUAUAGAGUCUUCUCUCCACACAUCAUUUUGGUGAGCCAGCCAGGAGGAUCUCUGUCCGGCUGUGGGAGCGGCCGAGGAGCGGAUUCCCUGGCGCGCCCCCAGGACCUUCCCAGGAGGGACCCCGGACCUCGGCUCGCUCACCGCGGGGACAGACAACGACCUGCUGGCCUUGCGGAUAAAGGAACAGAAACCUCCAGUGGACAAAAGAGGCCACGCAAGCCUUUCAUCAACUGAAGAAUGCUCUAAUGUCAGCCCCGGCUCUCGGACUCCCGAAUGUAAGUAAACCGUUUUUCCUGUUCUCCCAUGAAAAGCAGGGAAUCGCCCUGGGGAUACUGGCCCAGGACCUGGGUCCAUACCGGAGAGCAGUUGCUUACUUCUCCAAGCAACUAGACACAACAGCCAAGGGAUGGCCAGGAUGUCUCAGAGCUGUUGCAGCUGUGGUGCUGAAUAUUCAAGAGGCACGCAAAUUCACUCUGGGCCAGAAAAUGACCGUAUUUGUGUCUCACGCAGUGUCUGCAGUCCUGGAAGUAAAGGGCGGGCACUGGCUUUCCCCACAAAGGUUCCUGAAGUAUCAAGCCAUCAUGGUAGAACAAGACGAUGUAGAGAUAGUUGUAACUAACAUUAUCAACCCAGCUUCUUUCCUCAGUGGGAAUCAAGGGGAGCCAGUACACCACGACUGCUUGGAGACCAUCGAAACCUCCUACUCCAGCCACCCAGAUCUGAAGGACACCCCUUUGGAUGACGCAGAAACCUGGUUCACUGAUGGGAGCAGCUAUGUCAUCAGUGGAAAGCGACAUGCUGGGUAUGCAGUUACCACCUGCAGAGAGGUAAUAGAAUCUGGACCCUUGCCAACAGAUACCUCUGCACAAAAGGCUGAGAUAAUCGCUCUAACCCGUGCUCUAGAGAUCGCGAAAGGAAAGAAAGUAAACAUUUAUACAGACUCGAGAUAUGCAUUUGGGGUUGUACACGCACAUGGAGCCAUUUGGAAAGAAAGGGGACUGUUAAACUCACAAGGGAAAAACAUCAAGCAUUCUCAGGAAAUAUUGCGGCUACUGGAAGCAGUCCAGCUACCUGAGCAGGUAGCAAUUAUGCAUAUCAAGGCACACCAGAAGGUGAGCUCUGAAUUGGAGGAAGGAAACGAGCUGGCGGACAGAGAGGCAAAAGAAGCAGCAAAAGGUGAGAUAACGAUCGAGGGAGCCUUAAUUCCUGAUGGACAGGUCUCCCUGGAAGGUAAGCCAGUAUAUACCAGAAAAGAUAGAAAAUUAAUUCAGGAUCAAGGAGGAAAGUAUAACCAAGAGGGAUGGGCUAUUACUGCAGGUGGGACAAUAGUCAUCCCUUCUCAUUUGUUAUGGUCUCUAGUAAGAGAAGAGCAUCAGAAAACACACUGGGGAAUAGAAGCCCUGUAUAACUAUCUAAUUGAAAAGAUUACUGCCAGGAAUUUAUAUUCUACUGUCAUCCAGGUAACCCGGCAGUGUGAUAUUUGCCUCCAGACCAAACCCAAAAAUACUCCCAAACCAAAACUAGGUCAAAUUGGAAAAGGCCACGGGCCUGGACAACAGUGGCAAAUUGACUUUUCAGAACUCCCAAGAAAAGGGGGGUAUCGAUACUUGCUGGUUUUAACAGAUACCUUUUCAGGGUGGCCAGAGGCUUUUCCCACCAGAACUGCCAAAGCCCGGGAGGUAACCAAAGUAUUACUACAAGAGGUAAUACCACGCUUUGGAGUUCCAGCCACAAUAUCUUCAGAUAGGGGGCCACACUUUAUUUCAAAAAUAGUACAGCAAAUCAGUCAUCACCUGGGCAUAGACUGGGAGCUCCAUACCCCUUAUCGCCCCCAAUCAAGUGGCCAAGUGGAAAAAAUGAACCAUUUAAUAAAACAGCAAAUUGUUAGGCUGGGACAAGAAGCUAAUUUACCCUGGCCUCAAUCUCUCCCACUGGCAUUGCUGCGGAUCCGAACCAAGCCUAGAGCUAAAGAAAAAUUAAGUCCCUUUGAAAUGCUUUACGGGAGACCAUAUGGCGUGCAAAAGGGAUUGUCCACCCAGGUAGGGGAGGAGAGGCUGACUGCCUAUAUGAUAGCCUUAAGCAAACAGCUCAAAGCAAUUGAGAAACAUGGGGCUGGAACUCGGAGCAGAGGGCUGGAUGGGCCAGUGCAUGACAUACAGCCUGGAGAUUAUGUGUAUGUUAAGUCUUGCAGAAAAAACUUUGGAGCCACAGUGGGAAGGACCGUUCCAGGUGCUUCUCACCACCUUCACUGCAGUUAAAAUCAAGGAACAGAGCACCUGGAUUCACCAUUCUCGAGUGAAGAAGGCUCCAGAAACUCCUUGGAAAGUAAUCCCAGGUGACAAUGAACUGAAAUUAAAACUUACUCAGGCAUAAUGAAUACACUGUGGUUGAGAAUAUUCCAUAAUUUAGCAUGCAGGAAUCCAAUCAAUAGAAUUGUUUUGUUUGUUUUGCCUGUAGCUAUAAGUGCAACCCAAGAACUGGAAAGCGUCUCUAACCAGAAAAAUGCUGAAUGGCCUUGGUCCCAAGCUUUCACUCAGUAUACUGGAAAUUUCCAAAAUACUACCGAAGGGGAAAGAAGCUGGGGACCAGGACCAUAAGCUAAUAAUAAACACACUAAAUAUAGCCCAAAACAAUGUGUCGUUAGCCCUCAGCUGCAUACAGGCACAAUUAUGGAUACAAUCAAUCAUUGCUCUAGUAAUAAGGGAGGGAAAUGAAGGUGCUUUUCCAAUUGAAAUUCGGAAAACUGUCUGGGACAAUGCAAACAACCUAGAAAGAAAACUUCAGUCUUGGUAGACUCUGGUAAAUUUUACCUAUGACCCUACCACCGAAAUAGCUACUACUUUUGUACUGACUAUACGCAAUGCCACAAUUUAUAAUAUCCACCCUAUUACUGCAUUAGGAUUAAAUCAUGAAAGAGCAGUGCUCUACCCCUCAGAACAUAGAGCAUGGGCCCAGAUAAUGAAUGAAAAGUGGCAAACUGUGAAUUUGGAAUCGUGUGUUACCCGGGAACAAGGGUUCAUCUGUGACACUAACAUGAUUGAUGUACAAGAUAUAUGCCUAGACACUGAGCAAAACAUUUGCCACUUUGAGAUUCAUCCAGAUACUAGUCAAAAGACUAUGCUUGUAUAUAUUGGCCUAGGCUGUGUAUGUUUAAGAACUGCAUGUGUUUCUGUAGAAAUAGAUGAUAACAAUGUAAUCUUGACUACUAGGAACUAUUCCAAUUUUUGUAUUUGUAAUUUUGUUAAGAUUGUAGGGUGUGAUUUUUCAUAUUUAGCACCGGUUACAUCCCACCAGUUGAUAAGAUCCAAUUACACAAUGUACCAUCAGUUAUCACCAGCACCCAUUGGAAUGAACCUUACAUUAGUGAGACAACUAAUGAACCACCAAGACCUGACAGAAAUCCUGAAAGAGAUUCAGGAAAAAGGGCAAAAGACUCUGGUUACUGUCUAUCAUGAUGUAAAAGAAAUAAGCAAAGUAUUACAAAGGGUAAACCGAGACACAAAUCACCACUGGUGGGAUGCACUCUUUGGAUGGUCGCCGACUGCAACUGGAAUUUUGAACACACUUUGCCACCCCAUCAUUGUCAUACUGACAUUAGUAGGUAUAAGCCUGGUGUUAUCAAUUGCAAUGCUUGUUUGGAAUGGGAGAAUGUUAAAACGGAUAGCUGUACUGACUUCCCUAGCAGUAGCCUAUGGUAAUGCAAUGAGGGAUAUGUAUCGAGAUGGGCGAGCUGCGGAGGUAGAUUGGGAAAGGAAAAGGCAUCAGUAUUGCUAAGUAAAAGAAUUUACUGAUUUUCUAGAAAAGGGGGGAUUGAGACAGAGAAAAUAAAGCAAGGGUGCCUGGCAUUCGGCCAAGAGCACACUGUAUUAACAGAGAACUGUUCCUUAAAAGCACCAGUCUGUUACAUAUUAGUUUCAAAAUCCCCCAGCAAAUCAAUCUUCUCUCUCUGGCCCCAAUGGCUCUCCUAAAUUCCUUCUUUGGGGCUCUGGUCACUGUUAUGCUCACCUGGUACUGAUUAUCCUCUCAUACUUCGGGCCUCAAAACUGGGAAACACGAUAUCGAAGUUUGGAAGAUGGCCAGAAGAACAAAAGAGCAUGCGCAAGGAGACGAGGUGAAAAGUUCAGCUCAGAGGAUGACUGUGAUAUAUGUCCUAAAGUUAAUUCGUGUUGAUAGAUAAAAAAUGUAAUAUCAUCUCAAUAAAUGUAAGUUUUGUUUUAAUCCAACAAACUAUGAGUCAACUCAAAGGAAAGCAGCUCAGAAAAGGUGCAGGAAUUUCUCUCGCUUGAAAGGACAAGGGAGGGGGAAGCACGAGACAUAACAUGAUUAAGAAUUACCAGGAGAGAGACACAAACAUGCUUUGGCUACAAAUCGUUAAAAAGGAAUGUAACAUCUGCUCUGAAGUUACUUCAUGUUAAUAGAAUAUAAAUUGUAAUACUGAAUGUAUGAUUAUAAGUCCUGUAUAAACUAGCAUGUUAGAAGUUAGGUUUUGUUUUAGCAUUUUGUGGGUUAACUUGGGAAGAAGGGGAUUUAAUAGAAUACAAAAAUGUCCCUAGCCUGAAAAGGUUUGGGAGGGACACGGAAAGAGCUUGAUUGGAAUUACCAGAAAGGAGGACAGAAGACUGUCACUGCCAGGAAUCGCUGAAAGGAAACAAAGGGCAAUGGAACACAGAGAUGAUAGCCCGGAGAACCUGAUGAUAGUUUCAGAUCCGUAUCUAGAUGGUCUCCGGCCAAAAUUAGCAUGUCUACACCACACCUGGAACCGACCAUCGACAGCAUUGUCCUCCUCCGAUGAUCCAUUCAGACUCUUAGAACUGAAACUUGCAUACUUAAUGAAGCUGCCUCGGAUGGAGGACUUUCGACAUCUCAGGCCUCUCUCCGCGAUCCAGUGUAUAAAAAGAGGCUGCUGCAAACCACAGAUGUGAACUUGGGGAUAACAGACUGGCAGAGUGUGUUAUCGUUGUUCACCCGGCGCCGACCCCGGGCUUGACGCUGUCCUUUUAAUUGUGGCUGUCCGAGACUGUCAUUUUGUCUCUCAAUAAAAUUCCAAAUUUUGAUUUAUCGAAUUUGGCCUUCUCAUUUAUAACAAUGACUAUGUGCUUCAUCCCCAAAGACCCCCGACGACCACCAGAGUGAUCAAUAAGGAGCAGUGC
This is a messenger RNA of Hirundo rustica (Barn swallow), 5874 nucleotides long. RefSeq lists its product as uncharacterized. The transcript has 6 exons. NCBI's taxonomy places the organism in Eukaryota, Metazoa, Chordata, Aves, Passeriformes, Hirundinidae. Gene Ontology annotation, biological process: DNA integration. The coding region runs from base 970 to 2982 and encodes 670 amino acids. The record is from RefSeq and is a predicted model, not a curated record. Gene Ontology annotation, molecular function: RNA stem-loop binding; RNA-DNA hybrid ribonuclease activity.